CCAAUUCAUAAACACAAACACACUCAUUUGCCUCUCUCUCUCUCUCUCUCUCUCUCUCUCUCAAUCAUUCUCUCUCUGGUUCGACAUGGAUUCCCGAAACCUCAAACAACGUAGGGUUGCAGACGACCCUAACGCCGCCACGAGGACAGCAGACACAAUGAACAACUACACGGGCAAACGCGAAAUGAGAAUGAAAAUGGCCAAACGCGGCCUCAGGUCUCUAGCCGUGGCGGUUUCGCUUCCGGUGGCUCUCCACCUCAUUACUGUAUACUUGGGAUCGACGACGGACAGCUACGGCACCGCCUCCAAGCCCUUCUGGUUCCCGCCCAUGUGGGGCUUGCGUCUAACUUGCUUGGCUUCGAGUUUCUUGAUGGGUUUAUCUGCUUGGCUUGUGUGGGCGGAAGGUGGAUUUCACAAGAAUCCUAAGGCUUUGCCUGUUUACUUGUCUCAGCUAGUGUUGAGUUUGGCAUGGGAUCCGAUCGUGUUCGGGGCAGGAGCACCUUGGGUUGGGUUAGCGGUGUGCAUGGGGAUGUUUGGAGCUUUGGUUGGUUGUUCGAAGGUGUUCACGGAUGUGAAUCCGACCGCCGGUGUUCUCAUCAAGCCAUGUCUGGCUUGGGUUGCUUUUUUGGCCGUUGUAAAUCUUAAGCUCGUGUACAUCUGAAAUUAAAUUUCGUGUGUAUAAUGUCGAAGCUAUCACUUUGUAAUGUUACAGUUUUUCAUAUGCAUCUAUAUGUAAUCUACUUUUUCAGAGAGUUUGCGGUGUUUGUGUG
Molecule: messenger RNA, 770 nt
Organism: Argentina anserina (silverweed cinquefoil)
Lineage: Eukaryota; Viridiplantae; Streptophyta; Magnoliopsida; Rosales; Rosaceae
Product: translocator protein homolog
Exons: 1
Coding region: 86-661 (191 amino acids)
Cellular component (GO): membrane
Source: RefSeq, a predicted model, not a curated record